AUGGCAUCCAAUCCAGCACUCAAAGGCAGCGAUAGCGAAUUAUCGCUCACAAAUUCCGAAUCGACUCCAAAUGCCGCUCAAUCUUCUACGGUUACGACUCUGGCGGACAAGCAACGAAAGAGCGAGGGUGAAGAGCGAUCAGUGCGUUCGCCUUCCUCCCUCUCAGUGUCGUCUCCGCCUACCACCGCACCAUCCUUGAAGCCUCCUUCCGGAUCCUCUGAACUAGGCCAACCCACUGGACCAACUCAUAUUCCAGCAGCAUCAUAUACCUCUCUCUCCAAGAUCCUGCAGCCCAAUCCGGCCUCAUCUACACCUCCCCCGCACCAUGCACUGAACAAGUUUGUCCUUUACGAGACCAAGACUCGGUUCUAUAUAAUUGCUUCGAAUCAGUCUGAUACUCGUCACCGUAUACUCAAGAUCGACCGGACGAGUCAGGAUGAGCUUGUGCUGAUUGAGGAUGAGACGGUGUACACUGGGCGACAGAUCAGGGACGUGUUGGAGAUGGUUGAGAAUGGGAACAAGAGCUCUGGAGGACUCGGGAAGGUGCUAAGCUUCUAUGGGAUCGCAGGCUUCAUCAAGUUUACUGCAGGCUGGUAUAUGAUUCUCAUCACCAAACGCUCGGUCGUCGCCCUUCUAGGAGGACAUUACCUGUAUCAUUGCGAGGAGACAGUGCAUAUUACCGUGAAUGCAGCUGGGAGAAGUGAGAAGACAGCAGAGGAGAGCAGAUUGCUGCACACUUUUCAGCAAGUCGACAUGUCGAAGAAUUUCUACUUUAGCUACACCUACGAUCUCACCUCCACUCUCCAACGGAACCUAACCAAACCAGACCUGGACGUAGAAAGCGGACAACCGCCGUUCGACGAUCGAUACGCGUGGAACUACCAUCUCCUGACUCCAGCUCUGGAGUGCAAGCACCUCAGGUGGGCAUCCGAUUGGCUGCUUCCUCUUGUGCACGGGCAUGUGGAUCAAGCUAAAUUACAAGACUUCAGCCGAGUCAUCUACAUCACCCUUAUCGCCCGGAGAUCUCGUCAUUUUGCAGGAGCUCGUUAUCUGAAGCGGGGAGUCAACGAAGAUGGCGACGUAGCGAACGAGGUAGAAACAGAACAGAUCGUUUCGGAAGCUCUCACAACGCCGUUCUAUGCACCAUCCUAUGAUCCGGAAACUGGAUAUCACCUCGGCCCAAACCCGCGAUAUACGAGCUAUGUUCAAUAUCGAGGAAGUAUCCCUACUUUCUGGGCACAGGAUGUGAUGGGAAUGAAUCCCAAACCACCAAUAGAGAUAACGGUUGUAGAUCCCUUUUACACGGCUUCAGCCAAGCACUUUGACGAUCUCUUGGGUCGUUACGGACCAAGUCUCAUGAUCCUCAAUCUAAUCAAGUGUCGAGAGCCCCAACCAAGGGAGUCAAAGCUUGGAGUUGAAUAUGCCAACUGUGUCGAAUAUCUCAACCAAUUCCUUCCGGAUGACCAUAAGAUGAUCUAUCGGGCGUGGGACAUGAGCCAUGCUUCUAAGAAGAAGCAGGACGUUAUCGGUUAUCUCGAAGACCUCGCGGAGGAGAGCAUCCAAAUGACGGGAUUUUUCCAUUCCGGUCCGGAACCGGAGAGCCAUCGCUUGCGUGGUGAAUACGAUGGCAGUACUUAUCGUGAUACCAUCCUGUUGCAGAAUGGCAUCUGCCGGACGAACUGCGUCGAUUGCCUUGAUCGGACGAAUGCUGCCCAAUUUGUAUUCGGGAAGCGUGCUCUAGGUCAUCAACUUCAUGCACUCGGUGUUGUGGAAACACCCAAUCUGCUGUUCGACACGGAUGCCGUUAACAUGUUGACCGAGAUGUACCACGAUCACGGCGAUACCAUCGCACUGCAGUAUACAGGGAGCGCGUUAGUGAACCGUGUCGACACAUAUCGUCGCAAACUGCAUUGGAACAGCCAUUCUCGCAAUCUCAUUGAGAACAUAAGGCGAUAUUAUGCGAAUUCCAUGCUCGACGCUGAAAAGCAGACGGCUAUCAAUCUGUUCCUCGGUGUAGGCCCGGUAGCUCCAUCAUCGCUUCCUGCCCCACUGCGAGAUUAUCGAGCCUGGUAUGAUCCCAAGCAUCUUGAAGCAUUGUACAAACGGCAAGAGUGUCUCGAAGGACUCCAGCGUUACGUGGAACAUACGAAUGAGUUCUGGGUUGAGUACUAUCGCCCGCUAUUAUUUACGAGCCUGGGAAGACAUUUCGCCUAUUCGAUGAACAGCACAUCCAAGCUCCCUGGAAAGCACGGAAGAGAUAUGGGAACGAGUCCCUUCCAACACCGGCUGGAUCAUUCUGAUCAUCCCAGGUAA
Dacryopinax primogenitus is the source of this 2313-nucleotide messenger RNA. RefSeq lists its product as uncharacterized. Lineage: Eukaryota; Fungi; Basidiomycota; Dacrymycetes; Dacrymycetales; Dacrymycetaceae. Bases 1 to 2313 code for a protein of 770 amino acids. Gene Ontology annotation, molecular function: phosphatidylinositol-3,5-bisphosphate 5-phosphatase activity. The transcript is spliced from 11 exons. Gene Ontology annotation, biological process: phosphatidylinositol dephosphorylation. Gene Ontology annotation, cellular component: intracellular membrane-bounded organelle. The record is from RefSeq and is a predicted model, not a curated record.